CAGCAUGAUGACAGGAGCUUUACUGGGCGGAUUUUAAGUGAGGUUUUAAGAUUUGCCCGUUUAUGUUCUGUCUACUUGCUCUGUUUAAUUAUAACUGCCACAUUAUGGGGAUGAAAUAAAUCACCGAUUAAAAGAUACUGCGGUAUAAAGCGGGGAGGUUGAGCUGUGCGUUGUCUACAGCAGGUUAUCAGUCCCUCCUUGGUGUGGUUGUAAAUAUCAGGAUGCUGGAUAAAACCGAUGACCAGCAGCAGGAGGAGUCCAGGCUCUGCUCAGAGUGCGGGUGCAGUUUCAGCCCACCACAACUGGACUCCCACUAUGAUUCCGCAUCAGCUCAGCAGAAGCAGACAGACAGCAGAGAUGCUCCAUUCAAAUGUCCAUCCUGUGAGGCUGGAGGCAGCAGCAGCCCCCCUAACGGCCGGCGAGCCCAUCGGCGCAUUCGACUGGACCCUCACAGCUGCAGCAUAUGCAACAAAACCUUCAUCUCAUCUGCCCACCUGAGUCUUCACCUCACCUCCCACAACAAGGAAAGGAAGUUCAGGUGUAACAUCUGCGGUAAGUUCUUCCAUCAGUCCUCCCACUUGAUGGCUCACAAGGUGAUCCACAGUGGUGAUAAACCGUUUAAAUGCCCCGAGUGUGGAAAGAACUUUGGGCGCGCCUCACACUUGAAGACCCACCGUCGGCUGCACACAGGAGAGAAGCCUUUUAAAUGCACCUACUGCAGCAAGUCGUUUACCCAGAAGGCCGGGCUUCUGGCACACAUUCGACUCCACACCGGUGAAAGGCCCUACAAAUGUGAACAGUGUGGCGCAGGCUUCCGCUCUAUGUCUACUCUGCUCUCCCACAAGGCUCUUGAGGCCGCCGGACAAGCCAGACCUGCACCUGUUCCUGCUAUCAUUUCUGCACCCGCGCCUCCAGUCAACAAGCCACACGAAGCGCAAAGCAACAUGGUGGAUCUUAAGUGCGGCGUCUGCUGCCGCACUUUUGUGCGCUCUUCAUACAUCCGGCUUCACAUACGCCUAAAAAAAGGCCAGCGACCUUAUCACUGCAAAGUAUGCAACAAGACCUUCGUCAAGUUGGAAACGUUCGUGAACCACUGUGACAAACACUUGAAGCAGAAAAAGGAAAAAAAUUGUGUUAAAUACGAAGUUGUUAAGCCUCCACAGUUUGUUCCGCUCUCCCUUCUGGGGAAGGGGCUUCCUUCCCCAGAGAGCUUACCCAAUCAGGAGUUAUCCUCGGAGAUGAAAACACACAUCACAAUAAAAACUGAGACUGAUGUUUAACCAAGAGGAAAUGCUUCAAAACACUUCUGCUUCAGCAAACAGGUGCAACACGUUAGUGUCAACUUCAGCAUUUUGUAUAAAUGUUUACAAAUGAGAAAAUAGGUAGUAGUAUUCCACAAACUUCUGUUAUUUACUUGAUGAGAAAUACUGUCAGAGUGAAUAGUUUUUGUAAACAUAAUAUUGUGGGUGUGAUAAACAUGACAGAAAUAGAUGCUAAAGAGAAAACUUAUAACACUGAGGUCACUGAGUUAAAGUGGAAUACAAGAGUCAUGCAAGUACGGUGUUCACAAUUAUCAAGCAAACCUUGUUUUUAUUAGUCAACAUACAGUAUUCAUAGUGUUCUUGUUUAAUCCAACAUGGCGGACUGUUUUUCUUCACUGUACAUUUCCUGUUUAACUGCCCACAGGUCAGGUGAGCAACAUCUGUCAGCAGUUUUCCAUCUUUAACACCUUUUCUGGCUAGCCUUUAUCCUGCAUAAAAAUCAUUGUCUCUUUGAAAGAUGUAGACUUCUUCCUGUACUGCUGCCUGUAGAAAGUAUCUUAAAAAAACUGCCGUAUCUUUGGGAGUCGAUUUUGAGUCCAUCUUCAACCCGAUAAGAUCCAAACGUCAUCUUUAAUAAUGGGCUCCACUUUGACGUCUGACUUGGAGCUCUGGCACAUUACUGAUCCACAUGUCCAUCCACCAGGUCCAUCAGGUCACUCUCAUUUCAUCAAGCCAUAAAACCUUUGAAAAAUCUG
Xiphophorus maculatus (southern platyfish) is the source of this 2017-nucleotide messenger RNA. Its product is annotated as zinc finger protein 3 homolog. The record is from RefSeq and is a predicted model, not a curated record. Bases 222 to 1280 code for a protein of 352 amino acids. The transcript has 2 exons. Lineage: Eukaryota; Metazoa; Chordata; Actinopteri; Cyprinodontiformes; Poeciliidae.